Cokeromyces recurvatus is the source of this 1087-nucleotide messenger RNA. Its product is annotated as UAA transporter. Bases 25 to 1032 code for a protein of 335 amino acids. Gene Ontology annotation, molecular function: UDP-galactose transmembrane transporter activity; UDP-glucose transmembrane transporter activity. Gene Ontology annotation, cellular component: endoplasmic reticulum membrane; Golgi membrane. The transcript is spliced from 2 exons. Lineage: Eukaryota; Fungi; Mucoromycota; Mucoromycetes; Mucorales; Mucoraceae. The record is from RefSeq and is a predicted model, not a curated record. Gene Ontology annotation, biological process: UDP-galactose transmembrane transport.
CUUAAGAACAAAAGUUUUGUUUUAAUGCUUCGUUUUACACUGUGUGUGAUUGGCAUUUAUACCUGUUUUUUAACAUGGGGUGUCGUUCAGGAACGUGUCAGUACUACACCAUAUGGAGAUGCAGAAACACCCAAGAAAUUUAAAUUCUUCAUUGUACUUAAUCUGAUCCAAUCCAUCAUUGCAGCCAUGGUUGCCUUUAUUUACCUUAAACUAUCAGGACGUAGUCUUCACUUCUCAAUCACGCCCAAGAGUCUAUUUUUAAAAUAUGGACAGGUUGCACUUUUUAAUUGUACAGGAUCACCAUUUGGUUAUGCAGCGCUUAAACACAUUGAUUAUCCAACCAUGAUUCUCGGUAAAUCAUGUAAGCUUAUUCCAGUAUUGAUUAUGAAUGUUCUUGUUUAUCGACGCAAGUUCCCACUUUACAAGUACAUUUGUAUCCUUCUCGUCACACUAGGAGUCUCCAUGUUUAUGCUUUAUCAACCUGCUAAAAAGGCGACAGCAUCAGCAAAUGCAUCUAAUUCCUUGUGGGGACUCUUUUUACUUUUUAUGAACCUUUGUAUAGAUGGUCUAACGAAUGCCACCCAAGAUCAAAUCUUUGCAACAUUUACUAAUCUUGUGAGUGGACAGCACAUGAUGUUUUAUAUGAAUGCCUUUGGUUCUUUAUUUUCAGCGGUUUAUUUAUUAUUACAUCCUUAUAAUGAUGAAUUACAUCAAGCAUUUGAGUUCUUUCAACAACAUCCAGCAGUGAUUCGAGAUGUAUUAUUAUUUGGCUUUUGUGGAGCAGUAGGACAAUGUUUUAUAUUUUAUACCUUGCAGCAUUAUGGUAGUCUUCGUUUAGUUACAGUUACAGUAACACGAAAAUUAUUUACUAUGCUUUUAAGUGUCUUUUGGUUUCAUCAUUCCUUAGAUAUAGGACAAUGGAUGGGCAUUGCACUCGUGUUUAUAGCUAUUGGUAUUGAAGCAUAUAUCGGAAAGCAGCAAAAGAUACGUGCAAAGAAAGCAUUAAACACGAAUGAAAAGAAAAAAUUAUAGCAUAAAAAUUAUAGACUAUUUAUUGAUAUUCCCCCCGCCUCCCUUCCCUUCGUCC